Fusarium musae is the source of this 2247-nucleotide messenger RNA. RefSeq lists its product as uncharacterized. Gene Ontology annotation, biological process: intracellular iron ion homeostasis; copper ion import; iron ion transport. The transcript has 5 exons. The record is from RefSeq and is a predicted model, not a curated record. Bases 1 to 2247 code for a protein of 748 amino acids. Gene Ontology annotation, molecular function: ferric-chelate reductase activity. NCBI's taxonomy places the organism in Eukaryota, Fungi, Ascomycota, Sordariomycetes, Hypocreales, Nectriaceae. Gene Ontology annotation, cellular component: plasma membrane.
AUGGCUUCUGCCUUCUACCAGGAUUCACAACCAUCUAAGCUUUAUGAAGCAAAGCAAUACUUUGCCAUUUUCGCCGCCUUCACUAUGUUUUCUACAGUGGGUGUUGCCUUGGCGCUACAACGCAGACACUACGAGCUCUUUUAUGUUUUCCAUGUUCUGUUAUUCGUUUUAUUGGUGGUUUUCAUAUGUCUUCAUCAUCCAGAUAUCACCCAAAAGGUCAUGAUCGUCAUAUUUAUAGCCGCAGGACUGUGGAUCCUUGAUCGCCUGGUACGAGCGACCAGCCUACUCUAUCAUGGCAUCAAUAACACCGCAACACUACACCCCCUUCCAGGCGGCGCCACAAGGGUCAUUCUGCAAAAGAGUCCUUCAGGUGCAAAGUCUGGACAGCACGCAUACCUUUGGAUUCCUGGGGUUCGAUACUUUGAGACUCAUCCCUUUACCAUAGUGAGCACGCAACCAACCGAGUUCGUGGUUGACGCCCAUGAUGGCUUCACCCGCGACCUGCAUGAAUACGCCCUUAAAAAUCCUGGGGUUACACUAAAAGCAUCGGUUCAUGGGCCUUAUGGAUAUAUCCCCAAUCCUGAGGCAUACGAUAAGAUCUUGAUCUUCGCUGGCGGUAGUGGCGGUACUUUUGGAUUUGGUAUGGCACUUCAGUUUCUACGAGAUCUUGACGCCGCUGCCCACAGGAACAUCACUAUUGUUUGGGCCAUGAGAAACUCAGAUCUUUUGGAAUGGUUCUCUCCUUACCUUGAAAACAUUGCUCGCGCUCAAGGGUUCAAUAUCUCUAUCAACAUUACUGGCAGAUCAGACUUGUCAGAAAGGGCCACCAGUGACCAGCCACCCUCGCCUUCGAGGUGGUCGGUUUCGGAAGAUCGUGUGGAAAAGGUUGAUACACCCGAUCAGUCGAAUACGUCUGAACAAGACAUUAUUCUUGGGAUUCUAAUUCUACGUGGACGUCCUAAUGUCGAUGAGAUUGUGGCCCAGACUCUACAGGGGAUGUCUGCGAAUACACGAGUCUUGUUUUUGGCAUGUGGCCCAUCUGGCUUGUUGCAAGAUGUGAGGCAGUCGGCAACGUCUCGAAUGGUUCCAAACGAGGCUGCGAUGACACUUCAUUUCGAGCAGUUCGGAGUUGUGGAUGGCGAAGGAGCUGGAGUGUUUAACCCCGGCCCUUUUGAGGUUGCCAGAGCGAAGGCAGUCCCAGGAUCUUGCGAGGGACUCCUCUUCAUCAGUCAGGAUAUCUUCGUGAACCACUGGAUUGCUAAUCGCGUAGCACCCGCAUUCUAUGUUCAAGAAACUCGUACAAUCGACAAGAUUGUUGAUCUCCUCAAGAACAAGUAUCCGCAUAACAGAGCAAAGGCAGGAUUCUACAUCCCGAGCAGCGAAAUAUCGAAGCCGAACGUCAAUACCAGCCGAGACAAUACAUACCAAAAGACGUGUGCCUUUGUUACAUCGCGCAAGGUCAUUGACAAGGAUGGGGACAAUGAUCCGACUGAAUCGGUCAAAUUGGAUUUCAACACUAAGCUCAAGAUAGAUUACGAAAAUCUUUACUAUUACGGAAAUAGUGAUGAUGAUUCAAAGAGGAGACUCAAGUUUACAAUCACCUCCAAAACUUUUAUCGGAAUCAACAUCGAUCGUCGUCUAUUUAUUAGCCAGUUUGGAACGCGUCUUCAAGCUGGCUUCAACAUGAUUGCAGGAGCCAUAGGCUUGGAGCAAGAGAAGGCCGACGUCAUGGCUGAUUACAACUGGGAGGUUGCGAUUAAGUCCAACUUGUGGAUGAACUACAAGUUUACAUUUCAAGUUGGCACAAGUCCAAAGAAUCGUGGAAGCUUCAUCGUCGAGAACGUCAAGGCUCACCAUCUAAACGAUGACAACAGUCUAAUGUCGUACAAGCAUCGCCCCAGCGACGAAGACGCGCCUGGGUUCUGGCAGCAGGACGAUACGUACAACUGGGUUAGUGCAUGGAAGUUCACGUUUGGUGAUGAGCUCAAGAGCGCAGAUGCUAUCGGACAAGAUAUUGCCAUUGAUGGUGCAACGAGGUUCAAAGAAGCAGUGGCGGACUUGGUCAAGUCCCUGGGUGCAACUGUUAUUCUACCGGCUGGUGAUGUAUUCAUGUUCAAGGGAUUGAGCUGCACCCCAAAGAAUGAUGUCUUUACUCAGCUUGCAUAUGAUACUCCUAUGGGAGGUUCGGUUAACCUUCAAGAGGUGAAAAACGUCUCUUGGCAAGGCCCGAAGAGGCCGUCGAAGUAG